Corylus avellana is the source of this 1395-nucleotide messenger RNA. The record is from RefSeq and is a predicted model, not a curated record. Lineage: Eukaryota; Viridiplantae; Streptophyta; Magnoliopsida; Fagales; Betulaceae.
AUGGCCUUCCAAGGAGCCUCUUCCUCUUAUUCAUCCACCCAUCGAUGGAAUUAUGAUGUAUUCUUGAGUUUUAGAGGUGAAGAUACUCGUGACAAUUUUACUGCCCAUCUACAUCAAGCUUUGCUUCAAAAGGGAAUCAACACUUUCAUAGAUGCUGAUCAGCUUAGAAGCGGAGAGGAAAUUUCUCCAGCACUUCUCGAAGCUAUUGAAAAAUCAAGAAUUUCAAUCAUUGUAUUCUCUCAAACCUACGCAUCAUCCAAAUGGUGCUUGGACGAGCUUCUGAAGAUCCUUGAAUGUAAAGAAACAAAUGGACAAAUGGUUAUGCCAUUGUUUUACAAGUUGGACCCAUCAGAUGUCCGACAUCAAAAGAACAGUUUUGAAGAAGCAUUGGCUAAACAUGAAGAAAGGUUCAAAAAUGACAUCAAAGUGCAGAAGUGGAAGACGGCCCUAACAGAAGUCGCCAAUUUGUCUGGGUGGCCCUUAGGGAAUGGGAAUGAAGCUAAAUUUAUUGACAAAAUCGUUCAGACUGUAUCAAGAAUCGUAAAUCACAUAGACUUACACGUUGCCAAGUAUCCAGUUGGAAUAGAUUCUCGUGUACAUAAGGUUAAUUCACUCUUAAGUAUUGAUAAGAAUGAUAGACGCAUGGUUGGGAUCUUAGGACCGGGUGGAAUUGGUAAGACAACUAUUGCUAAAGCUAUCUACAACUCGAUUGCUUUUCAGUUUGAAGGUAGUUGUUUUCUUGCAAGCGUUAGAGAAACUUCUAAGCAAUAUUCCGAUAUGGUCGAACUACAAAAUACUCUUCUUUCGAAAAUCCUAAGAGAUACUGUAAAGGUUGAUAGUGUUGAUCACGGAAUUUCUAUGAUAAAGGAAAGGCUUUGCUCUAAAAGGGUACUCAUUGUUCUUGAUGACGUGGAUAAUCAAUUGUUCCAAUUAGAUAAAUUGGUUGGAGAAGUUGAUUGGUUUGGUUUAGGAAGUAGGAUCAUCAUAACGACAAGAGACAACAAAGUAUUGACUAAUCACGGAGUAGUUGAUGAUCGAAUAUAUAAAGUGAAGGAAUUAGACUACAAUGAAGCUCUUGGGCUCCUUUGUUGGAAUGCUUUCAAAGGAAAAAAACCUACCGAUGAUUUUCUAAAACUGAUGAAACAUGCAAUAAGUUAUGCUGAGGGCCUUCCACUAGCGAUAGAAGUGCUAGGUUCAAAUCUGCAUGGUAAAGAUAUACAUCAAUGGAAAAAGGCAUUAGAUAACUACAAAAGAAUUCCUCACAGAAGUAUUCAAGAAAGAAUAAGUUAUCUGCCAGCAGAAAUGCCAAAAAGGUCUAAGCCCCGCACAAGGAAAGGGCUUCGCUUAGCUUGCUGCUUAUUUUGUUGCUGGUGCUCUUGCUCUUUUUUUAGUUAA